Messenger RNA from Colletotrichum lupini, 774 nucleotides. RefSeq lists its product as uncharacterized. NCBI's taxonomy places the organism in Eukaryota, Fungi, Ascomycota, Sordariomycetes, Glomerellales, Glomerellaceae. Bases 1 to 774 code for a protein of 257 amino acids. The transcript is spliced from 5 exons. The record is from RefSeq and is a predicted model, not a curated record.
AUGGCAAGAACCGUAGCGGCUCAGGAUCGGAAGAGGAAGGACAAACAAGACGGCGCGCGGGUACGGGAGAUGAAUACCACGGACGUUCUGAGAAAAGAAACGCAGGCAGGCAAAGUGAGGGUGGCCAACCGAGAGGGCGAGGUCCUUCUUGGCGGCAUCGGGUACAAGCGAGUGACCUGCGGCUCUCGGCCAGAAGACGGCCAAGAAGAUCAAGUCGAGAGUCCAUGGCGUCCAGGCAUGGCGUCCAGACGGCUUAUAUCACGGGUUCCGAGGGCGAGAUCUGAAGAGCACCAGAAUGUAGCAAACGCAAAUGUAGCCAAAGACAAUCGUUUGACUCGGAUGGCAAUAAGACGAUCAGGAACAGCAAGGAAGUGGGAACAACAGCCCGACGAGAUGGAGGGUGCAGCCUCUGAGGGAGGGGUGGAGGGGUCCGUGGGGCUUGCGUUGGUUGUGAGAAAUGCCCGAGACGGGCGCGCGCGAACGAUUUGCAUUGGCCAUGCGCCAUGUGCAGUACGCAGUCCGCAGUCCGCAGUUUACAGCACAUCGCAGCGCAGAGUGAGUUGGCAUGGGCAGGCAGCGCAUGGCAUUGCAUCUUGGGUAUCCGGAUCCCCAUUCGCAGUCAGAUUCUGUCUGACCCAUGACGAGUCAGCCACAGCCCGUUGGAUAGACGGUAGCGGCGGCGGUUCGGCCGACGUCGUUCAUCAGCUGAGCUCCAAGCCUCCAAGAACGAAUAGGGUACACCAUCGAGGAAAAAAGGAGAUUAUUGCAAAGUGA